Molecule: messenger RNA, 1105 nt
Organism: Musa acuminata AAA Group (dessert banana)
Lineage: Eukaryota; Viridiplantae; Streptophyta; Magnoliopsida; Zingiberales; Musaceae
Exons: 3
Coding region: 91-963 (290 amino acids)
Biological process (GO): ubiquitin-dependent protein catabolic process; protein ubiquitination
Cellular component (GO): plant-type vacuole
Molecular function (GO): ubiquitin protein ligase activity
Source: RefSeq, a predicted model, not a curated record
AGAUUCGCCUGUGGAGAGAAUAGAUUUAAAGGGAAACGAAGGCCAUACCGGAGAGCACUCACUGCCUCCGAGGGGAACUGUGGCUGAAGCAUGAGUUCCAACAACCUCGCCUUGAUGAAUCCCCGGGGUGGUGGGAGGUAUGGGUAUCUGCUAGGAUCGUCGUCGCCCGAUCACGACCGUCGUCAUCCCAUCGAGCGGCCGGUCGUCCCGCAUCCCCUGCAACGACGGCCGGAAGAGGACUUGUUCGGUCCAUGGAGGUUGUUCGAGGAGAGGGUGAGGACGGGACCCUUCGGCCUGACACGCUUCCCUCUGCAACCCCAUUCUCCGGUCCGAAUCCUGGUGCUCCAAGGAGGCUCUGAUGACCGGGUGAAUCCCGGACUCAUGCAGUUCAUCAGGGAUUCGCCGCCACGGAUCAGGGGCCGGUGGCACCUCGGCCAAGCCCCGGAGGCGGAGGAGGACCCUGGCCUGACCGAGGAGGAGUUCAACAAGGCCAUGAAGAAGCUCAAGAAGAAGGUGUACAACCCACCCAACCACCGGAAGAGGGCUUGGAAGCGAGGCCUCUUCAGCAGUAGGACCAGCAGCGGCGGCGGCGCCGCAGCCGAGGGGGAGAAGGAGGACGGCAAGGAUUGCACCGUUUGCCUGGAGACGUUCGUGGCCAACGAGCCCGUCCUGGUGACGCCGUGCAACCACAUGUUCCACAGAGACUGCUUGGAGCCGUGGGUGAGGAGCCAUGGCAAGUGCCCGGUGUGCAGGUUUGUGUUGUGCGAGCGGAAGGAGAACGCACUGGUCCGAAUCAACGACGGUGGCUUCAGCGCCAACCAUGUCCGCAACGACGCCAGGGGUUUGUAUGACCACGACUAUGUGGAAGACGACGACUUGAUCUCGGACAUCAUCACGCUCAUCAGGGCCAUGGAAGAGGCUUUCAACUGGGUCAACCACGCUCCCGCUGCAUCGUAUCGCUGAAAGCGGCAUAUACACAAGCACGUGGCGUGAAUGUGAUGGCUGUGUGUCGACGAUGCUGGGUGUCAAGAAUCCAUCUGUAUGCUUUUGCUGGGUUGCUUAGGUCCUACGUAGACAAAAUAAGAUGCCAAUUAAUGUUGGUGCA